Messenger RNA from Triticum aestivum (bread wheat), 736 nucleotides. RefSeq lists its product as uncharacterized. Bases 98 to 523 code for a protein of 141 amino acids. The transcript is spliced from 2 exons. The record is from RefSeq and is a predicted model, not a curated record. NCBI's taxonomy places the organism in Eukaryota, Viridiplantae, Streptophyta, Magnoliopsida, Poales, Poaceae.
AAAAAACAAAUCAACCUGGAUGGCCCCAACAGACACGAGUUAAUCUCCAUCUCAAACCUCACCACGUACGUGCACCUGCUCCCGAUCGUAACCGCGUAUGAUGGCUGGCGCGGCCGAGGACUUCGCCGUGCGCGCCCGCGGCAUGGAGGGAUUAGGCGACGAUGGGGACGUGGCCCUUGGCUACCCGCUGAUCGACGACGUCGAGCGCGGGCAGAGGAAGCCGGCGGCCGUCGUCGGUUACCCGCUGCCGCCGGAGGGAACGGAUCCACGACCGUCGUCGGCGACGAGAAGACCACCACCCCGUGACAAGUGCACCUCCUGCAAGAUGUUCACCAAGGGUUUUCUGGUUACCCUGGGGACCGUGUUGAUCACCGAUUUUGUCCUGGGCGGCUUGAUUCUCAAGAAAGCACCGCAUCCCCUCUUGGUGUUGUUAUGCUCGCCCUUUUAUCCUUUUGUCUGUGCUGGGCUUAUCAUGCUGAUUGCCAACUGUGAAACGUCAGAAUCACACGUUCAGGACGGCUAGACAAAACAGAAAUAGCUUGGCUAGGUUAAGUUGAUGGGAGCCGCUAAACCUGUUCUUCAUUCUCUAGCUAGAUAUUCCAGGGGUGUUCUUUCUUGUUGGACUUUAUAGAAUUGUACUUUCUAUAAACAAGUGCAAGACAUUUUAAUGACCUAAAACGUCUUAUAUUUGUGUACAGAGAGAGUAUUUCUUUCAAAUUUUUCUGUAUGUGGUUUG